This is a messenger RNA of Acanthamoeba castellanii str. Neff, 2145 nucleotides long. RefSeq names its product zinc finger, zz type domain containing protein. Lineage: Eukaryota; Discosea; Longamoebia; Acanthamoebidae. Gene Ontology annotation, biological process: aggrephagy; endosome organization; mitophagy. The record is from RefSeq and is a predicted model, not a curated record. The annotation marks the transcript as partial. Gene Ontology annotation, molecular function: zinc ion binding; protein kinase C binding; K63-linked polyubiquitin modification-dependent protein binding. The transcript is spliced from 9 exons. Gene Ontology annotation, cellular component: amphisome; aggresome.
AUGUUCAUACGGUUGUUAAGGGCUGUGACGUUGCUGCUCAUCCUGGCACUCAUGCGAGGUUCGGUCAAGACCUCACUGGACGCGUUGAUUCACUUGCUGGACCCGUCCAAGAAGGAAGCGGUGGACGAGAAGCUCCAGUCCGCGGCCCCGCAACAGGUGGAGGGCUCUACCGCGCCCGUCGUGGCUUCCGACGCUGCCGGCGCAGCAAAGGGCAAGGGCCGAGAAGAAGCGCUGCGCAGCGUGGUACCCUACCUCAAGCAGUUGGAGGACUUCCGCAAACACAAGGAACUCUGUUCGCUCUUCGACGAGGCCUAUCAAGGCACGUGGCGAUACAAUUGGCGCGAUGCCACCUCGGCCCUGGCGUCCGCCUACGGUCUCGGCCACAGUUCUGGAGGCACGCCCAUCGGCGCCGCGCUCCCAAGCAUCGCCGCCUGCGGACGAUUUUUGUACAUUUUGAACAGUAGAGAAGGGCUACUUAAGGUGGGCACGGGUAUUGUGGGCACCCACACCGUGCGAGGGCAUGUAUACAACUACAAGACCAAAUACGCCGGGCAGCCGGAGCAGCGUCCGAGCACCUUGACGGGUCAGCACCACGGGGUGGUGUGCGACGGCUGCCAGCGCUACGCCUUCCGCGGCCAGCGGUACCUGUGUUCCGACCCCGUGUGCCGAGAGUACAACCUCUGCCACACCUGUCAGCAGCUGGGAGUUACCAACAAGCAGCACCAGAAAGACCACGCCAUGGACGUCAUCGCCGAGCCACAGCCAGCCAAUGCUGUGCCCGCUCUGGCACCGCAGUGCCUGGCCUCUGGGUACUUCUUCACAACCGGGCACCAGCUGGGUGUGCUUCUCCCGCCGGGCGUGCCGCCGAACACCCUGCGGCGCGGCAAGAUGAUGUGUCGCGUCUUCAACAUGCGCCAGGGUCGCCACGUCAGCGACCUCAUGGUGGAGAACGGGCAUAACGGACAAUGCAUCUGCUACGAUCGCAAGAACAACCUGCUGUGGAUGCACUCCUCCGAAACGUCUUCUGUGCUGCACUGGACGCACUUGGGCAAGACCAGCGACACCUUGGCUGCCAUCUAUGCGCUGCUCGAGCGCGCCCUCUCCAAGAAGAACGGAGCUGCGGCUGGUGAACCCGAGGGCAGCCCUGGCAAUCGCCCGGACGAGCCCUUGUCCGAGGGUGACGAGGAUGCUGCCGCUGCAGCGGCCGUAACAGCCACACUGGCAGGUCCCAGCACUGCUAGCGCCGGGUCCUUCGUCAUAAGCUCCCUCCUUCAAGUUCUGGCAGCCAAUGUGCAGCACCUCAUCCAGGUGCUCUCGCCCGAGGAAGCCAGCAAAAGCUUUGGGCUCGUGCUUCUGGACAUCCGAGACCUUCUCCUCCGGCUUGCGCUGGGCCGAGUGCUGCCGCAACCCACAACGACCACCACUACCACGACCACCGCACCCGAUUCACAGACCGGAGAAAAGCGGCCGGGAGACAAAACGCACGAUCGGGUCGUGCAGGCCGACGCCCGGCGCUGCUUGCUGGUGGGCCUGCCCAUCUUCUACCCGACGCACGACAAGCAGGUCCAGUUCUUGCACGAACUGCUGGCCAUUCUCCAAGUCGAGGAGGAGAAGACGUCCGUCGCAACGGAGGGCCAAACGCCGCACCACACUGCGCACAGCCACCUCCCAAGCCCUGCGAGGCUCCUCCUCGACGACCUGCUCGAGAAGCUCUCCCAGGAGCUUGCCCUCGGCCUGGGCGACAUGCUCUUCGCUCCGAUCCUGUCGGAGGUCGAAGCCACCGGGGCGCAGCGCAAGGAGCGCGGGGCCGCCGACGCUGAGCCAUCGAGUACCGCGGAGGCCAUGGACCGGGCAGUUGUCACGAGCGAGUCCUCGGAGAAGCUGGUGCGCGACCUGAUCGAGCUCGCCGUGGGGCUGAUGAAGAAGAGCAGCGAGGAUGCCAAGGUGAGGAAGACCCGCAUGGAGCAGGAGGUCAGAUCGCUGUUGCUCGACACCGAGGGCUCGCCGGUCGGACCGACGGCUGCCGAGGAGGCGCGCACAAUCUACAACGUGCUUCUCGCCGUGCAGAGGGACCUGCUCAGCUCUAUCGGCUUCUCCCCCAGCAUCGAGUCCUCUGGAGAAGAAGAGGAGGAACCCGCCAUCGCC